Molecule: messenger RNA, 358 nt
Organism: Guyanagaster necrorhizus
Lineage: Eukaryota; Fungi; Basidiomycota; Agaricomycetes; Agaricales; Physalacriaceae
Exons: 1
Coding region: 108-293 (61 amino acids)
Source: RefSeq, a predicted model, not a curated record
GCCAGGGACAGAAAAGUAUUCCUUUUUCGCCACACUCAGCUACAUGAACGACGUAUCGUCCGUAAUGUUAGUUCUCCGUGUCAUCGAGUCUAGGCAGUCGCGCCCAUAUGGUGAGAAGGUCGUCAGCAAUACCCGUGGGUCAUAGGAACCGUCUUCUAGUGCCAUUCGUCCUCAUUUCGCAUUACCGUCAAGGCCCUGUAGAAUCGGGGAUGAGACUUCAUCAGAAACGAGGCUGCCAGUCAGUCAACGUCAAUACGGGGCCAAUCGAUACAUUGCUAUAUGGAACUAAGUAGAGAUCCCUUGGAUUCGUCUACAUAUCUAUCUAUAUCUUUAUUAUAAUGCACUGGGAUGCGACAAA